Apiotrichum porosum is the source of this 1758-nucleotide messenger RNA. RefSeq lists its product as uncharacterized. Gene Ontology annotation, cellular component: nucleus; cytosol. The record is from RefSeq and is a predicted model, not a curated record. The transcript is spliced from 2 exons. Gene Ontology annotation, biological process: protein deubiquitination. The coding region runs from base 1 to 1758 and encodes 585 amino acids. Gene Ontology annotation, molecular function: cysteine-type deubiquitinase activity; cysteine-type endopeptidase activity. NCBI's taxonomy places the organism in Eukaryota, Fungi, Basidiomycota, Tremellomycetes, Trichosporonales, Trichosporonaceae.
AUGGUCCCUCCCCAUGACACGGCCGCGCUCCUCCCCUACAUCGUCGCCGCCCUCGUCCUCGCCUUCACCGUCAUCAUGGGCGGUCUUUUCGCCGCCGGGCUGACACCCUCCAUCCCAGGCCUCCCCGGCCUGCCAUCGCUGCCCCGCGCAGGCGCCAGUCCCGUCAGCAAUGGCGGAGCACGAGGCGGUUCGCACCCUCCCCCAAUAGAUCCUGGAGACAAGUAUCCAGGCAUGGUCAACCUCAGCGGCACGCUCUGUUACAUGAACAGCGUGUUGCAGGCAUUUGCUUCGUUGCCAACCCAGCUUGCUCACCUCGAACGCAUCGUCUCGCUGGCCAUCAACGCCGAUGUCCCAACCCCAGUGACCGACGCGCUCCUUGACCUCUUGACCGAACUCAACACCGGACAUGCGCGUACACCCCCCGCGCUCCGCCCACACGCGCUCAUUGCGGCCCUCUCGGCGUUACCCCAAGUCCGUCGUCUCCUCGCCACCCGCGAACAGCAAGACGCGCACGAGCUCUUCGUCGUCCUCGCCGAGGCAGUCAGCGAUGAGGCAACAAAGGUCGUCAAGGAGAUUGCCCGCACGCGUGGUCUCGGCCAGGCUCUCGACUUUUCCCCACCCACGCGCGAACCGUCGCCUUCCCCGCCAGCUUCCAUCUCGUCAUCUUCCUGGACGUCGUCGCGUGCACCCUCUGUUGCCCCGACUGUGCGCGCACCAUUCCGCCGCCCAGAGUCCGGCCUGGCCCAACCGUGGGAAGGGUUACUCGCACGCCGCCGUGUGUGCCGUCGUUGCGGGUACAGCGACGUUAUCCGCACGGACACGCUCGGAGGAAUGGAGCUGCCGAUCCCAAAAAGUGGUGACGCGACACUUGAUGAGUGCAUCUCCGAGUACCUUGCACCCGAGGCUCUCGAAGGCGUGACAUGCGACAUGUGCACGCUCCGAGCCACCGCCGAAAAGUAUGCUGCCAAAGCCGCGACGCAACCCGUUUCCGAGGCCGAGUCUGCUGCGGGCAAGAAGAAGCGCGCGACCGUGAUUCGCACUGCGAAACGACUGGCCGCCAUGGUGGACGCUGGCGUCCCUGCCCUCGACACGCCCAACGUCAAGUGGGAGACGGUCCGAACAGACACUAUCCGCGAAACGGCCGUGACCCGCGCACCGCGUACACUGCGGUUCCUCUUUGUGCGCUCCGAGUACACACCAUACGGACAGCUGCUGAAGAAGACUGCGCGCAUCGCCUACCCGCUCAUGUUCGACAUGGGCCCUCACAUGGCCCGCGGCGUGUGGGAGCCCCGACCCGAGAGCCUCAACGUCGCCGGCAUGAUCAAGGCUGGCGCAGGUGCGGGCCCGGCCCCGCGCGCGCUGUAUCGCCUUCAGUCAGUCAUCCUGCACUAUGGCUACACGCAUAGCUCGGGCCAUUACGUCGCCAUCAGGCGCAAACCCAACGCUCCCCUCGGUGUGCCAGGGAAGGGAUGGCUGAGGAUCUCAGAUGCGGACGUGGACGAAGUAGGAGCAGACGAGCUGGCGGCUACACGAGGGCAGGUGUUUAUGCUCUUUUAUGAGCGCGUCGACUUGCCCAAGAACGUCGAGGCAAUGAUCAAUGCGCCCACCGAGAACAACCACGUCGACUCGACAGUGGGAGGAGCCAGGUACCUUGGGGAGGUGGACUCGAUGCCGGGCACGCCGGCCGAGCCAGCUUCCACUGCACCCUCUGCCGCACUUGACCUGCCCACUGAGAAUGGGAUAGACAGUUUAUCGUAA